AUGGGGAAGCACUUCCUGCUGCUCCUGCUGGGUCUCUCCCUAGUGUUGGGCUUCCUGCAAGCUCUGACAUGCUUGCGGUGUGACUUACUAAACGCUGAUGGAGAGUGUAAGAAAGGAAACAGCACGUGUGAGGCUAAAGAUGGCCAGGAAUGUGGCAUAAUGGUAGUUUCUAAAGGUUAUGAUAUCCUGUUUGGGCAGCAGGAUUGUUCUUCUAAUUGCUUAAAUAAGACUUUCACAUAUUAUAACAUAACACUGGAUUUUUCCUGUUGCCAAAACCAAUCUUUGUGUAAUGAGUUUUAG
Molecule: messenger RNA, 300 nt
Organism: Microtus ochrogaster (prairie vole)
Lineage: Eukaryota; Metazoa; Chordata; Mammalia; Rodentia; Cricetidae
Product: prostate and testis expressed protein 14-like
Source: RefSeq, a predicted model, not a curated record